This is a messenger RNA of Aspergillus puulaauensis, 1266 nucleotides long. RefSeq lists its product as uncharacterized. NCBI's taxonomy places the organism in Eukaryota, Fungi, Ascomycota, Eurotiomycetes, Eurotiales, Aspergillaceae. The record is from RefSeq and is a predicted model, not a curated record. Gene Ontology annotation, cellular component: membrane. Gene Ontology annotation, molecular function: transmembrane transporter activity. Bases 1 to 1266 code for a protein of 421 amino acids. Gene Ontology annotation, biological process: transmembrane transport. The transcript has 3 exons.
AUGGCCGUCCCGGAAGAAAAGAUCGAUAUCAAGCACAUUGAUGAGGCCCCAAGCGAGACAUCGAUAUCAAUUGGUCUGAAACGCCGCGUUGCACGCAAAAUAGAUUAUCAUGUUUUGCCAUGGCUUUUUGGAUUGUGGUUCUUCUGCUUUUUGGAUCGCACCAGUAUUGGCAACGCCAAAAUCGAUGGGUUAUUGACUGACCUAUCUCUGACGGGUAAUCAGUUCAAUAUUGCCUUGACAGUCUUCUUUGUUUCUUAUAUCCUGGUUGAUAUCCCAUCCAACUGGCUUUUGAUCAUUCUAAAACCAGGUCAUUAUCUACCUGGACUGGCAGUCGGAUGGGGCUUGAUGACAAUAUGCUUCGGCUUCGUCAGAUCCUUCGCCUCGCUCGUUGUCCUGCGAUUGUUGCUUGGGGUUUUCGAGGGUGGUAUAACAGGAGGAAUCGUGCUUUACCUGUCAAUGUUCUAUCCCCGCCAUCAAAUUGUGUUUAGGAUUGCGCUUUUCUAUUCAGCGUCUCCAUUGAGUGGCGCCUUCGGUGGCCUCCUUGCUGGUGCUUUGACGAGGAUUGAAGUCGGAAACUACCGUGCGUGGCCGUGGAUCUACUUCGUUGAAGGCGCAGCGACACUAUUAUUCCGCCUACUAACCUGGAUUUGGCUGCCUCAUUCACCGCAAACAUCUCCCUUCUUUAACGAAGAGGAGCGAAAGGUAGCCCAGGAUAGACUCGUUCAAGCUUCGGGAGGACCAGAAUCUGAGCCAGCCGAAUCUGAGACCGGGUUCCACUGGCACUGGGUGAAAAUUGGUAUACUUGAAGGAAACACAAUCUUGGCCUCAUUGGCAUGGCUUGCGAUCAUCGUUCCCCUAUAUAGCUACGCAUUCUUCCUACCUACGAUCAUCAACGCUUUGGGAUACUCCACGCUGGUGUCUCAGCUUCUCAGUGUCCCGCCGAAUUUCGCCGGUUUCUUGAUGGUAUUGGCAUUCGCAGCCUUGUCCGACCGUAUAAAGAUUAAAGGACCUCUGAUUAUCGGCUGUUGCUUGCUAUCGUUGAUAGGAUACAUAAUCCUAAUAGUUUGCGACAAGGCCCAAGUGAAAUAUGGUGGAACAUUCUUUAUCGCGGCUGGGGUCUAUCCCUGCACUCCGUUGUUUUUAGGGUGGACUACAAGUCAGAUAAAACCACUGCAGGCAAGGGCAAUUGCAGGAGGCUUUCAGGUCUCGGUGGGAAACAUGGCAGCAUUUAUUGCGACAUUUUCCUACCUGCCCAAGGAUGCGUAA